Messenger RNA from Enterobius vermicularis (human pinworm), 1092 nucleotides. NCBI's taxonomy places the organism in Eukaryota, Metazoa, Nematoda, Chromadorea, Rhabditida, Oxyuridae. The record is from the annotation of a GenBank genome assembly.
AUGGCAGCAGGCAUCGCGAAAGACAACGGGUUCAUUUUAUUCGUUCUGCUUGUGCCGUUUUUGUUAAUACCAUUUAAAUGGUGCCUGCAUAUCGUUUUCUGGAAUGUGAUCAUUUAUCGUUCACGAGUUGCGAGGACUGCACGGUUUGGUCGAGUUGUUAGGAAGGGUAAAACGCAAAACAACACUGCCUAUUUUAAAUCUCCUGCAGAAAAUGCGGAAAGGUGGAGAUAUCCUCGUCGGUGCGAAAAUAAUUCCGCAGAAGUGAGACCACUUUCUGACCUCUGGAAAGCCCUUGGAUUUACUGUGCUGGUAAGCGGUGUAACUUUCUCGAUUACUGCAAUAUCAGAUUAUGAAAGGACGAAGAGAAAUACUAGGCAGUUCUGGAGCGAAACAUUUAGAAUGCUUCAAGCGCCACCUAGAUUUUCUUCCGAGAAUGAAGUAUGGAGUAGACUUAGUAAUGGUCAGAAGUGUGUCCUUUUUCUUCUUGGCUCGAAUGCUUUGGUAUUUUGCCUUUGGAGAGUUGGAUUUUUACGAAUGUUUAUGUGGCGUUGGUUCACAAACAGCUACGCAUCGAAGUCAUUAUGUUUGCCAAUGAUUUUGAGUGCCUUCUCUCACUCACACUGGCUUCACCUGACGUGUAACAUGUUCGUCGCUUACUCGUUCUUUGGUGGAACGGUCGACAAAUUCCUAGGCAUUGAUCAGUUUGCUGCUUUUUAUGUCACAGCAGCCUGUGUUUCUUCCCUGACAAGUCUGGCGCACAAGGCUAUACUCAGGUCGCCGGUUAAAGCACUUGGUGCUAGCGGUGCGAUACUUGCAGUAUUAGCUUACACCUGUGUGCAGGUCCCUGAUGCACGUCUUCAGUUGAUUUUCCUUCCUGGCUUCACGUUCUCUGCAGCAACCGGAGUUGUGGGUUUGGUACUUUUUGACCUUUUUGGCCUCCUGUUAGGUUUUCGGUUAUUCGACCAUGCUGCACAUCUUGGUGGCACUUUAUUUGGAAUCUUUUAUGCUCGGUAUGGUGAGAACCUACUGUGGAAAGACUUUGGCGACCGGGUAAUCAAACUGUACAGGAAAUAUGUGGGUGACGAGAAGUAG